UAUGUAAUAUUUAAAAGUUCAUAAUUUAAUUAUUAUUAAACAAACCGUGUAUUCAGUUGUACGGUGUUGCCGCAUUAGGGGGCGCGGGGAGCCGCCAACCGCAGUCAUGAACCGGGCUUGGUCGUUGUUGGUAAUGCUGACUUUUUCCGCGCUAGCCGGAUGCAUGGAAGAGGACUGCGUCGAUUGGGAGGGAAAAUCGGUGCUCCACGGGCUCUUGUACGUGCCUGGACCGGGCGUGUGCUCCGUCUGUGUCUGCUACCACUCCGAGCCGAUGUGGUGUAAAGCUAUAUACUGCGACCCGCCUUACUUCUGCAAAAACUUUCGGGUUGGCGAACGUUGCUGUGAAUUCGAGUGCCUAGAUCCACCCGGAGAGGACACUCGCUACCGGGAGCGACAGAGACUCCGGGCCCUUAUAUUAGCUGGAAACUCCUCAGCCGCUGACCUCGGACCCACGCUUCGUUUCAAAGCGGGCCUAUCCAUAAUGAUGGCUGCCGUUGCAAGAUACGUCUAAAUCAUCGUAGCUAAAACCGUUCAUAAGCUUUAUUUAAAUGGAAUUAAUAAAAAUUUGGACCAAUUUUAUGUAAGC
Bombyx mori (domestic silkworm) is the source of this 586-nucleotide messenger RNA. Its product is annotated as integral membrane protein DGCR2/IDD. The record is from RefSeq and is a predicted model, not a curated record. Gene Ontology annotation, cellular component: membrane. The coding region runs from base 107 to 511 and encodes 134 amino acids. The transcript has 3 exons. Lineage: Eukaryota; Metazoa; Arthropoda; Insecta; Lepidoptera; Bombycidae.